UCUAAUUUUUUUAGUUAGCUUUCAAAUAUUUCUGUAAUUCCAGUAAAAAUAAGUCGUACUUAUUAUUACAAAGAUAUUAAUUAUUUAUCAGUAUGGAAAAUCGAAAAGUUAAUGCCAUUCCAACUCCAACUAGCAUACAAAAAAAACUUUCGGAGGAAGAGCGUUUUGCAUCUCUUGGCCUACGAACUAUUCCUGCUGAUGACAUUGGUGCAAGUUUCCAAAAUAUUGAAGUGUCUUUAGCUGGAACUUUGCGAAAUGCUUCUAUCGCAGAAACUACCUUCAAUGGCAUGGACAUCAGUGUUAAUAUGGAAAAUACAGGUGAUCAAUCGGAUGUCUUUUCAGUGGAUUCAAUAAGUGAAUGUAGUAGCAUAGUUAUCUAUAGUCCAGAAGACAAUUCUUCAAAUUUAUCAGACAGUUCACUUAUUCAGUCAACGGUUGAAACAAGCUAUAUGGAUGGUUCAUUUCACUUAGUUGAUACUCUCGAUAGUUUUGAAGAAAAACCUAAAGCUAAAAGGCGCUUAAUAUUUUAAAAAUGUAAUUACGCCUUUAUUAAAAUAAAAUGCUAUAUAAUAAAUAGUUAGUAU
Messenger RNA from Teleopsis dalmanni, 584 nucleotides. RefSeq lists its product as uncharacterized. The transcript is spliced from 2 exons. Bases 93 to 530 code for a protein of 145 amino acids. Lineage: Eukaryota; Metazoa; Arthropoda; Insecta; Diptera; Diopsidae. The record is from RefSeq and is a predicted model, not a curated record.